CAUAUUGUUGAACGGUAUCGGUAGUUAUUUUGAUUGAGAAUUGGCAGUAGUCCGAGUGGCACGGGAGAGACAGAGCGCGAUAGUGUUUAUCAUGAUAUUAAAUAUUGUUAUCAAAGAUUUCAGUAUGUGUCCAGUGUCCUGACCGAGAGAUGGCCCAGAAAUCCUGGAUCACGCCCUUCAAGAAACAAUGUUUCGUGUCGAUGGGCGUGUCGAUCAACAUGUCGGCCCACGGGCUGACCAUGGGCUUCGCAGCCAUACUCCUGCCGCAGCUGCGCAGACCAGACUCCGCAAUACCCAUCGAUGAUGCUUCCGGGUCCUGGAUUGCGUCGAUCCUGGGAUUUGCAUUAGUCGCCGGUAACUUCAUAGUUCCAACGAUCAUGGCGAAGUUCGGGAGAAAAACUGCCAAUUUGGCCAGCCUGGCACCCAUGCUGGUCGGCUGGUUUGCCAUAAUCACCGCCAACAGCAUCACGGCUCUACUGAUAGCGAGGUUCCUUCAAGGCAUAGCGAUGGGCAUGAGUUCGUCCCUCGGACCCGUUCUGAUUGGAGAGUACAGCAGUCCGAAGAACAGAGGAGCCUUCUUAACUGUGAUAUCAUUGUCGAUAGCCACAGGAGUACUUACGGUGCACACCGUCGGCUCCUACUUUAGCUGGCAAACGACGGCUUUGGUCUGCGCCUUCAUCAUGUUCUUCGAUCUUCUCAUAGUGAUCUACUCCCCAGAAUCCCCGAGCUGGCUGGCCGACCAGGGAAGAUACGACGAGGCCAGAAAAGUCUUCUAUUGGCUGCGCGGGGACAGUGAAAACGACGAGCUGGACCGGAUGAUAGAGACGAGCAAGCUGAUCAGGGAAGCCAAGGAGGACGCCGGAGUGACUGACACGUUUGGCAAGAAGAUUCGCAGCAACCUCGCCUACUUCAACACCACAAUCAGGAAGAAGGAGUUCUACAAACCUAUAUUUAUUAUGAUACAUAUUUACACCCUGGGACAGUGGGCUGGAGCCAACCUGUUGGCUGCUUACACCCUGGAUAUCUUUACCCAUGUUAUCGGGUCCGACGCCAACAUCUCUCUCCUGGUCAUCACCUUGGAUAUCCAGAGGAUCAUCUCCAAUUCUUUAGCAGUGUAUGUGAUUAAGAAGGUCAAACGCAGAACUAUGCUGUUCUCGACUGUCGGAAUCAAUAUUUUCGCGUUUUUAGCGACAGCUGCUUACACCUACAUGAAGGCACAUAACAUGUUGCCGUACGAUCAUCCUUUCAUCGGAAUUCUAUUGGUCCACAUUCACAUGUUCUCAAUAGCCACAGGCACUGUGCCUUUGCCGUUUAUAAUCGCCGGGGAAGUGUUCCCAUUGGAGUACAGAAGUCUUGCCGGUGGUUUCAGCGUGCUGUCUCUCUCUGCUAAUCUUUUUAUUACCGUGAAAACUGUUCCGUUCCUGUUCAAAAACGUCGGGAUACACGGAGCGUAUGUUCUAUACGCCUGCGUGGUUGGCUACUGUUUGGCCAUCGCAUGGUUCUUCCUGCCUGAAACGAAAGACAGAACGCUGCAAGAGAUAGAAGAUGAGUUCAGAGGGAAGCCCCUAACUGCCGAGGAAUUGAAGUCGACCCAGUCAUUGAAGUCGAGGAAAUAUUCGAACGCCGACAGAAGAUGUAGUGCUCCAGUGAUAUAAGCCUGAAACAUACGAAUAUUUUGUGAUAUUAUAAUUAGAUAUUAUUAUUUAAAACAAUCAAUUGUUAACGGAAUACAGUUGUAAGACUGCACAGAAAAUUUAACUUAGGUAGGUACUUACUAUGUACUUUUCCACGUAAAUUGCGUCCUUAACUGUUAUUUAUUUAGCUAUUUAAGUUAGGCUACUGUAUUUGAUGAGAAAAUAUAUUACUGUUAGA
Aricia agestis (brown argus) is the source of this 1872-nucleotide messenger RNA. RefSeq names its product facilitated trehalose transporter Tret1-like. Gene Ontology annotation, molecular function: transmembrane transporter activity. Gene Ontology annotation, cellular component: membrane. The record is from RefSeq and is a predicted model, not a curated record. The transcript has 3 exons. Lineage: Eukaryota; Metazoa; Arthropoda; Insecta; Lepidoptera; Lycaenidae. Bases 150 to 1655 code for a protein of 501 amino acids. Gene Ontology annotation, biological process: transmembrane transport.